AUGAGUACCUUGAACCACACUGGUAUUAGUUACACAUUUUUCCACUUGCUGGGCAUCCCCGGCCUAGAGGAAAAGCACUGGGUUUCCAUCUCUUUCUUCAUUUCCUACGUCAUGGCCCUGCCUGGGAACAGCCUGUUCAUCUUCAUUAUCCUCACGAGGAGCAGCCUCCAAGAACCCAUGGACCUUUUCUUCUGCAUGCUGGCCGGAACAGAUGGCACAGUACCUCAGGCCUUGAGCGUCUUCUGGUUCCAUUCUGGGGAGAUAUCCCUGGAUCGCUGCACCACUCAGGUAUUCUUCCUCACUUCCAUGUUCAUGUCUGAGUCAGGGAUCCUGCUGGCAAUGGCGUUUGAGCACUACAUUGCCAUAUGCUACACCACUAUUCUUACACACAUGUCGAUUGGGAAAAUUGGUGUGACCAUUGUUCUGAGGAGUUGUUGUAUAGUAGUCCCCAUGAUAGUUCUUCUGAAAAGACUGACCUUUUGCAAAAGUAAUAUUCUUCCACUCACUAUAUGUGAGCACAUUGGAUUGGCCAAAUUUUCCUGUGAUGACAUACAAGUAAAUAUCUGUUAUGGAAUUUUUGUCCUACUGUCAACAGUGAUUUUAGAUGUUUUUCUAAUUAUUGUGUCAUAUAUGCUUAUUCUUUGUGCUGUCUUCUGCAUCCCUUCCCAAGACGCUCGCCACAAAACUCUCAACACAUGUGGCUCCCAUGUCUGUGUCUUCAUCUUCUUUUAUGGGCCUGGGAUCUUCUCAGCCCUCACUCAGCAGUUUGAAUGCCACAUCUCACCCCAUGUCCACAUCCUGCUGGCCAGUGUCUGCAUUGUGGCUCCUCCUAUGCUAAAUCUCAUCAUUUAUGAGAGCAAGACCAAACAGAUCAGGGAACAGGUGAUUCAUGUCUUGUUUCCAAAAGAGAUAUGA
Molecule: messenger RNA, 915 nt
Organism: Pteropus alecto (black flying fox)
Lineage: Eukaryota; Metazoa; Chordata; Mammalia; Chiroptera; Pteropodidae
Product: olfactory receptor 52B4-like
Biological process (GO): G protein-coupled receptor signaling pathway
Cellular component (GO): membrane
Molecular function (GO): G protein-coupled receptor activity; olfactory receptor activity
Source: RefSeq, a predicted model, not a curated record